GGCGGGUCUUCGCGGAAUGCGGGUGGGGAAAAAAAACUGAGGCGCUUCGACGUGAAACAAGCAGGGGAGAAGAAGUCUGUACCCCAAGCUGUUGCUGGUGGACUGGACCGUACAAGUAACGACAGGACUUAUUUUUACAGACUUUAAAUCAACAAAACAUAUUAAAGAACAAAUAUGGCGCUCACCGAUGCUGAUGUACAGAAACAGAUCAAGCACAUGAUGGCCUUCAUUGAGCAAGAGGCCAAUGAGAAAGUUGAGGAAAUUGAUGCGAAGGCAGAGGAAGAGUUCAACAUUGAGAAAGGUCGUCUAGUGCAGACUCAGAGGGUGAAAAUCAUGGAAUACUACGAGAAGAAGGAAAAGCAGAUUGAACAGCAUAAGAAAAUACAGAUGUCCAACCUGAUGAACCAAGCGAGGCUGAAGGUGUUGAAAGCCCGUGACGACAUGAUCACGGAUUUGUUGAAUGAGGCCCGUCAAAGACUUGCAGAGAUUGCCCUGGACCCUGCUAGGUACUCAACACUGUUGGAGGGCCUGUUGCUUCAGGGCUUCUACCGACUCCUGGAACCAAAAGUUACCAUCCGCUGUCGGCAACAGGAUGUAGAAAUGGUCCAGGCUGCGGUUAAUAAGAACAUCCCUAUUUACAAAGAGGCAGUGAAAAGCAACAUACUCGUCAAAAUCGACACGGAGCGUUUCCUUCCAUCAGACAUCUGCGGAGGAGUUGAGAUGUAUAAUGAUAACGGGAAGAUCAAAGUUUCCAACACUCUGGAGAGCAGGCUAGAGCUUAUGGGACAACAGAUGAUGCCUGAAAUCAGAGUGGCCUUGUUUGGUGUCAACCCCAACCGCAAGUUCACGGAUUAACGAUGGAUUUGAAGAGAGCAGUGCGGACACAGGGGGGAUAUAUAAGGUGACCACAGACUGUUUGAUGGCUACAGUAAGCAAGAGUCUGUACAAUCACCCGCCAGUCAUCAGGGUCAAAGAAAACCCUGACUCACUUAAUGGGAUGCUACGGAUAUGCUGAUUUACAGUAUUUGGAUUUGUGUACUAAUGGACUGAGAAUUAAUCCAACAACAAGUGCACUUUUACAUAUGUUCAAGUGCCACCUUCUUUACCUUUCCAGGGGUUACCCAAGGACUGCUUUAAACUGCAAUGCAAAUGCAACAUUUGCCAAAUAUAUAGCUUUUUAUUUUGUAAGAGAAAUUAACAGUUUUUAUGUGUGUGUGGGUGUGUAGACAGAAAGGUUGUUCAGGAACAAAAACCAAAGUAAUAAAUGUGUGUGACACAGAGAAAUCAG
This is a messenger RNA of Thunnus maccoyii (southern bluefin tuna), 1288 nucleotides long. RefSeq names its product ATPase H+ transporting V1 subunit E1a (gene atp6v1e1a). Lineage: Eukaryota; Metazoa; Chordata; Actinopteri; Scombriformes; Scombridae. Bases 175 to 855 code for a protein of 226 amino acids. Gene Ontology annotation, biological process: proton transmembrane transport. Gene Ontology annotation, cellular component: proton-transporting two-sector ATPase complex, catalytic domain. Gene Ontology annotation, molecular function: proton-transporting ATPase activity, rotational mechanism. The record is from RefSeq and is a predicted model, not a curated record. The transcript has 9 exons.